CAUUUUCUGACGAUCAGGUCCAUUGAAGGAAAGAUGUGUUACUAUAACAUUGAUUCAUUGUUGUGGUUGAGUAUUAGCCGCUGGGGGAUACAUGGAUAGAUUGAUGCACUAAUACUCAGAUUUCAUGUCUACAACGCAAUGUUCACCUGUUGACUUCAUUGUUUGUGUCCCCUUCAUGUUUCAGUAAGCUGACAUUCAGAUGGGGAUAAUGGAGGAUGAGAUCAACCUUACAACACCAGAUACAGAUCUGUCUGAAAGGGACAAACUAUUGGUCGAUAUAGAUCGUGCUCUGAAGAUCUAUUACUCAGUAGCGCUAGUCACAGUUGGCACUGUGCUUAAUAUUUUGUCCAUCGUCAUUCUCAGCCGGGCUGCUUUCAGAAACUCGACUACCUCCGUCUAUUUAAGGUAUCUGGCAUGCAUAGACAUGUUUGUACUCUACAACGGUCUCAGUCGCCAUUUUGUUUCGGGCAUCUCAGGAUACAACAUCCGAUAUCUGAGCGAAGCAUUCUGCAAGUUCAAUCUGUGGUCAAGCGCAUUUGCACCAGACAUCAGCGCUUGGAUUCUUGUGGUAGUGACCACUGAACGCUUGAUGUCCAUUGUUUUGCCGCACAGGGUGAGAACGGUCUGCUCCAAGUCAACAGCAGCUGCAGCAGUGAUUGUCAUUACUCUGAUAAUCAUGGCCUCAAAUCUUCCCGUUUUAUUCUUCUUUGGUGACCAACAGGUACGAGAAGAUGAGACGAAUUUAACUGUGACGCUACGUUGCGUUAUACUAACAGACUAUGAGACUUUCAUGAAUAAAGUCUGGUACUGGCUUGACCUGUUAAAGUUCGUUCUUCUUCCUAGCUCCAUCCUCACCAUCUUCAACAUCAUCAUCAUCAUUUAUGUCAUUCGUAGCAGGAGAAGGGUGGAGAAGGUGGUGGCUACUAAAACGUUUAGGGGCAGACCAAACUCAAUGACCUUGACCAUUUUGAAAGGCUCCAGGCAUGCUCAGCUCACUUCCGGUCACCCAGGCUUCACCACAACGACUGUCCCUAACAACUGCGUCAGCGGCUCAAACAAGGAAAUAUCAUUGACCAUUACCCUGCUUGUCAUUAACGCUACGUUUGUCAUUUGCAACACACCUAUCGUGGUAUAUUUCUUGGCCAGCCAGUACUGGUUCCCUCCAGGUUUGCAGCCAGCCGAGAGACUUACUCUUACUGCCUCCAUCAUGGCCAUGUACACCAACAACGCGGUCAACUUCUUACUAUACUGCGCCACUGGGUCAAGGUUUAGGGCAGAGAUUCGUCACUUGUGUUCUGACUUACGGAAUGCGGGCUCCUCCUGGGCGGCCAGCUCUCGUCUGGUAAAGAACAAUAACACUAGCAGUGAAGUUCUUAAGUCCAACCACUUGGAUGACCAGAUGGUGUCAGUGAUGGGUUCAAUGGAAUCCUUCUACACAUACCAGUAGAAACAAGAUUUAAUGAAACCAGAUGUCUUUGUGCUUAACACAAUUUUGUGUUUGUUUCUAAAUUCAUCCACUUUGAAACAAA
Molecule: messenger RNA, 1529 nt
Organism: Biomphalaria glabrata
Lineage: Eukaryota; Metazoa; Mollusca; Gastropoda; Planorbidae
Exons: 3
Coding region: 200-1447 (415 amino acids)
Biological process (GO): G protein-coupled receptor signaling pathway
Cellular component (GO): plasma membrane
Molecular function (GO): G protein-coupled receptor activity
Source: RefSeq, a predicted model, not a curated record